Phyllopteryx taeniolatus (common seadragon) is the source of this 2012-nucleotide messenger RNA. RefSeq names its product tryptophan 5-hydroxylase 1-like. NCBI's taxonomy places the organism in Eukaryota, Metazoa, Chordata, Actinopteri, Syngnathiformes, Syngnathidae. The coding region runs from base 349 to 1698 and encodes 449 amino acids. Gene Ontology annotation, biological process: aromatic amino acid metabolic process. Gene Ontology annotation, molecular function: iron ion binding; tryptophan 5-monooxygenase activity. The transcript is spliced from 13 exons. Gene Ontology annotation, cellular component: neuron projection. The record is from RefSeq and is a predicted model, not a curated record.
GAGCAGGGACGCACAAAGUACGAUCGGUCUGCGUCUUUGGACGCAUGACUCAGUGCUCUGGUAACUCAAAGUAAGCAAUAAUACAACCCCAAGUGUUUACAAACAAGCGCCGCACGGAACAUAUUCGAUGAAUCCGCAAGACGGACAGAUGACCGCACCUCGUUAGGCCGUAAUGAUGACGCACGCGCGCGCACGCGCACCCACGAGGCCGAAGACUCGAGUGGCGUUCGUCAGAAGUGUUGCUCGUCAUUCCCGAGCCGAUCGGUCAGACACAAGGAAGUCAAGCGAGCGGAUUUCGAAAAUUAAACUACUGAGCGGGACCGCGAGCUCAAUAGCGACCACAAAACAAUGGACACCACCCGAAGCGUCCUCAACAGGACAGCAGGGGGCGCCGGGAAGGCCGGAGCCACCAUCCUCUUCUCCCUCAAGAACGAAGUCGGCGGUCUGGUCAAGGCUCUCAGGACUUUCCAGGAAAAACACGUCAACCUGGUUCACAUCGAGUCCCGCAAGUCCAAGCGCAGGAAUUCCGACUUUGAGAUCUUCGUGGCCUGUGACAGCGAUCACCAUCAGCUCAGAGAGUUGACGCAGCUUCUGGCCCAGCACGCCAACGUGGUAGAGAUAACGUCGCAAAGCCACGCCGGCAGCGCCGCCGCCUCACAGAGACCUGACGACGAGUGGGACGUUCCCUGGUUCCCCAAGAAGAUUUCGGAUCUGGACCUGUGCAACCAGGUUCUGAUGUACGGCUCCGACUUGGACGCCGACCAUCCGGGCUUUAAAGACAUCGUUUACCGCAAGAGAAGAAAUUACUUUGUGGAUUUGGCUCGGAGCUACAAACACGGCGACCCGAUUCCCCGCGCGGACUACAUGUCCGAGGAGGUCCAGACCUGGGCUCGGGUGUUCCGGGAGCUCAACAAACUUUACCCCAGCCACGCCUGUAAGGAGUUCCUCAAAAACCUGCCUCUGCUGGCCAAACACUGCCACUACAAGGAGGACAACAUCCCCCAGCUGGAGGACGUCUCGCGCUUCCUCAAAGAGCGCUCGGGCUUCAGCGUCCGUCCGGUGUCGGGCUACUUGUCUCCGCGAGACUUCCUGGCAGGUUUGGCCUUUCGAGUGUUCCACUGCACUCAGUACGUCCGACACAGCUCCGACCCGUUCUACACGCCGGAACCGGACACGUGCCACGAGCUGCUGGGCCACGUCCCCCUGCUGGCCGAACCCGGCUUCGCGCAGUUCUCGCAAGAGAUCGGCCUGGCGUCGCUCGGGGCCGACGACGACGCCGUUCGCCAAUUGGCCACGUGUUACUUCUUCACGGUGGAGUUCGGACUUUGUAAGCAGGACGGAAAACUUCGGGCUUACGGGGCCGGACUGCUCUCCUCCGUCGGCGAGCUCAAGCACGCGUUGUCGGGCGAGGCGAAGAUCGCGCCGUUCGAUCCUAAGCUGACGUGCGACGAGGAAUGCGUCAUCACCGCCUUCCAAAACGUUUACUUUGUGGCUGACACCUUCGACGACGCCAAGAACAAGAUGAGGGACUUCGCCAAACGCAUCCGCCGGCCGUUCUCGCUGCGCUACAACGCGUACACGCAGAGCGUAGACGUGCUGAAGGACAGCGGCAGCAUCCGAACGCUGGUGGAAGAUCUGCGGCACGAGCUGCACAUCGUGGAGGAUGCCCUCAACAGGCUCGGCAGCGCCACCGUGUGAUGGGGCCGCGCUAUGCUAACGCUAGGCUAAAAAAAACAAAAAUGCAUUUUUCUUCUUGAAAGAAGACAACUGUUUUAGAACAAUUUUCUCGAAAAAGUACGACUUUAUUCUCUGAGGAUUCUAACAUUUUCCCUGGAAAAAAAAAAAAAAAAAAAGCAAUUUCUUUUCCCAGAAAUCUGACUUUUAUUGCCUGACGCUAUGCUAACACUGUGCUAUGUGAGGAUGCUACUUGUCGUUUGUUGUCCAAGCGUAACUCUUGUCAUGUGUUAAACGUAAACUGAAGCUGAAAUAAACAUAUAAUUAUGCAAAUGAAA